This is a messenger RNA of Hymenoscyphus albidus, 1728 nucleotides long. NCBI's taxonomy places the organism in Eukaryota, Fungi, Ascomycota, Leotiomycetes, Helotiales, Helotiaceae. The record is from the annotation of a GenBank genome assembly.
GGUGGAUUGAUGUUACUGUGAACUUGUGAGGUAGUGGGUGUUUUGCUUUUAGAAAUUGUGGUUCUUGAUGGGUAGGAUGGUUGAAUGGUUGAGUGGUUGGUUGACUGGUUAAAUAGGAAAGAGAUGGAAGUCUUAGAGCGAGAGGUUUGAUCGCUGUGGUGGUUUGAGUUGUGUUUGGCGAAUCAUUGAUACUAAUAUACAUCAGUAGAUUCUGAUCCAUGGAAGGGAGAAAUAGAAAGUGUAUAUAUAGUGUGUUUUGAUAUGCUGGAGGAGUUUUUACUAAGUUACAUACCUAACAUGUAUGAGGAAGAUCUUGGAUAGGUAAUACUUCAAUUAUUGGGAGAUGUAGUGGUUAUUGUAUAUUAUUAGGUAUGAUUUAAUUAAGUCUGCAGACACUCUAUCCUGCGCCACAUCUUGGAUUCUGGUGAUAGAUUAGUUGGUUGUUCCUGUUUUUCUUUGGAGGAGGGGAGGGGUCUAUAGCUGGAAAUCUUGACACAACUUUGAAUUUUGUUACGUUUAGUACUGUGGAACUUUUCUGUUACUUAUUCAUUCAUUCAUUCACUUCCUCUCUUAUGCCAACUCAACAUAACUCAAUACUACAGUUCACACCCCAUCCCAUCAUCCCCUACUACUCUCUCCUCCAACCACCCCCCCCAAAACCUCUAACCACACAAACCACACAAACCAGCUUCCACCUUCCCUUCACCCAACCAAACCCACCCUCAGCAACCCUAAUUAUGAUACAAAAAUCCCUCCUCAUCGGUUCCGGUCCCCUAAUCGGCGUCGAAGUAGCCGAAAUCUUCGCACAAAACAAAUUCUCUCAUAUCGCCCUACUUUCACGAUCUCUCUCAAAUCUUCACAGGGAGAGGGAGACGAUCCUCUCCUCUCUCCAGGACUCUACGGCUCAACUUCCACCUAACGCUCAACACUCAACUCAUGCCCAACCUUCGCCCAAGACCCAGUCCUCGCCCAAACCUCAGCCUCCACCCGAAAUCAAACUCUGGACCGCAGACACAACGAACCCUACCAGCGUGGUGGAAGCAGUAAGAGAGGUAGGCUCAUGGCUGGGUGGAAAACUAGAUUUCUUUGUGUAUAACCCUGCCAGGGUACAUCGGUCUUCGUUGUUGGAAUGGGAGGGGGAUGAGGUGAUUAUUGGGGGUCUUAAGGUUGGUUUGUUUAUUUUGAUUUCUCUUUUUUUUUCUUCUAUUGCCUUCUAUCUCAUCUAAUAUUCAAACAAUUGAUUGAUAUCCAAGAUGCAAACUAACUCAAACACCACAGACAACAACACUAACCCCCCACCACCUCCUCCCCCUCCUCCUCUCCACCACCAAACCAAGCAUCUUCAUAACCACCUCCCACCUCUCCCUCCUUCCCCCACCUAAUUUCGUCACCCUCUCCAUCCUCAAAGCCGCGCAACGCUCUCUAAUCCUAAGUCUCCAACACGAGUUCGGCUCCAAGAUCCACAUCGCACUCGUUUACAUCAACGGUAUUGUAGGACGCAAGAGGGAUGGAGAGGGGGAGGGGGGGAUGGGUGAUGGAUUUGGAGGACGAUUGCUGGAUCCGAAGGAUAUUGCGGGGAUGUUUUGGGGGUUGUAUACUGAUGAGAAGGACCAUUGGAGGGGGGAGGUGGAUUUUGGGAAGUGGAAAAGCUAGGGUGUAUGGGUUGGAGAUGGUGGUUUGGUGGUUCUUGGAGGUCUCUAGGUAGUUCUAUUCAUGUCUCUACCUCCC